Passer domesticus (house sparrow) is the source of this 3590-nucleotide messenger RNA. RefSeq names its product myocardin (gene MYOCD). Gene Ontology annotation, cellular component: nucleus. Bases 394 to 3090 code for a protein of 898 amino acids. NCBI's taxonomy places the organism in Eukaryota, Metazoa, Chordata, Aves, Passeriformes, Passeridae. The record is from RefSeq and is a predicted model, not a curated record. The transcript has 12 exons. Gene Ontology annotation, molecular function: transcription coactivator activity. Gene Ontology annotation, biological process: positive regulation of transcription by RNA polymerase II; smooth muscle cell differentiation; cardiac muscle cell differentiation.
UGGCUGCGUACGGCCGGUAGUAAUUAGGAUCAGAUAUCAAACUUCUGUCUUUGCUAAGACCCUUUCCGAUAGUCGCUGCUCCCCGCUAGACGAUGACAUCAGCCAGGACACCCAGCUGCUGGUAGUAAACUCGGGCGGGAGGAGGCUCCCGCUGGCUCCACGUUAAUUAGUCCAGCACAGCACAGGGGGAGCAGUCGGUGUCUGUGCAGGGUCACUGCUGGAUGGGACCAAAUCUUACAAAGCCACUUGCUGCUCCUUGCCAGCCGGCUGUAAAAGCACCCCGAGCGUCCAGGAGAGCUGGAUGAAUCCUGAGCCACGGUUUGGUCGGCUUUUCCCUGUGGAGGAAGUUAAUGGUUUAAGUGAGGGGCGGCUGGAUCUGGUGCCCGAGUCACCAUGACUCUCCUGGGGUCUGAGCACUCCUUGCUGAUUCGGAGCAAGUUCAGAUCAGUUUUGCAGCUCCGGCUCCAGCAGAGAAGGACCCGUGAGCAGCUGGCAGACCAAGGCAUCAUGCCACCACUGAAAAGCCCAUCUGCAUUCCAUGAACAGCGAAAAAGUCUGGAGAGAGCCAAGACUGAAGAUUAUCUCAAGCACAAGAUCAGAAGCAGGCCUGAGCGGUCAGACCUGGUCAAUAUGCACAUUCUGCAAGACUCGGCUGCAGAGGGGUCCAUUCAGUCCACCCAAAUGAAGCUGAAAAGAGCCCGACUGGCAGAUGACCUCAACGAGAAGAUCGCGCUCAGGCCGGGUCCUUUGGAGCUGGUGGAGAAGAAUAUUAUUCCUGUGGACUCAGCUGUGAAAGAGGCCAUAAAAGGCACCCAGGGCGGCUUUCCCCGGCAGAGCGACGCCUUCGCCUUCGAGGAGGACAGCAGCAACGACGGGCUGUCCCCGGAGCGGCCCCGCAGCCGCGGCUCCCCGGGCCCCGCCGAGCCGCCCCCCGGCUCCAAGGCGCCCGAGCCGCCCCCCGCCGGCCCUGCCGGGGCUCCCCAGGACCGUCCCCCCAGUGCCGAUGGGCACGCCCCGGACACUGCCCCGGGGCAGGGCAGCCAGUGCGACAGCCCCAAGCAGCCGGCAGGGCAGGAGAGCCCGACGCUGCCCGUGCCCUCUGCCGUGAAGUCCAAAUCAUCCAGUGACAGCAAGAACCGUCACAAAAAGCCCAAGGACACCAAGCCCAAAGUGAAGAAGCUCAAGUACCACCAGUACAUCCCUCCAGACCAGAAAGCAGAGAAGUCCCCUCCACCCAUGGAUUCUGCAUAUGCCAGACUGCUCCAGCAGCAGCAGCUCUUCCUGCAGCUCCAGAUCCUCAGCCAGCAGCAGCAGCAGCAGCAGCAGCAGCACUUCAGCUACCCUGGGAUGCACCAAGGACAGCUAAAGCAAUCAAAUGAGCAAAUGGUCAAAAGCUCAAAUCCUUCAUCAACUUCUGGCAACAACACCCCUCUUUCUCCAGUGAAAACCACCUUUUCAGGCCAGACUUGUGUCUCAUCUAUCAAGCCAGGCCCUCUGCCCUCCAACCUGGAUGAUCUCAAAGUGUCAGAGCUGAGGCAGCAGCUCCGGAUCCGAGGCCUGCCCGUGUCGGGCACCAAGACGGCGCUGAUGGAGCGGCUGCGGCCCUUCCAGGAGUGCAGCAGCAGCACGGUGCCCAGCUUCAGUGAGAUCACCACCGUCACCUUCCCGGUCACUCCAACCAGCACCCUGUCCAGCUACCAGUCGCAGUCCUCCAGCAGCAUGUUGUCAAACGGCUUCUACCACUUUGGCAGCACCAGCUCCACCCCGCCCAUCUCGCCCGCCUCCUCUGACCUCUCUGUGAGCGGCUCUCUGCCCGACACCUUCAACGACGGGCCCAUGGCUUCCCCACAGUUCGCUCUGCAGCCGUCACCCGUUCACGGCAGCGCUGAGGAAAGCCUCAUGAGCAGCAUGAACGGAGGGAGCAUCCAGCUGGAACUGGAAGGAAUAGACACGGAGAAGGACAAGAUGCUGGUGGAGAAGCAGAAGGUCAUCAAUGAACUGACGUGGAAGCUGCAGCAGGAGCAGAGGCAGGUGGAAGAGCUGCGGAUGCAGCUCCAGAAGCGGAAGAGAAGCAACGGCCUCGAGGAGAAGCAGCAGCCUGCUCAGCAUUUCUUUGGUGUCCCCAUCAAGCAGGAGAACACCGUGUCCAGCUGUCCAUUUGCAUCCAAACAAAUGGCCCUGAAGGGCCAGGCCGGCAGCUCGGACAAGCUGAGUAACUGUGGAGUACCUCAGGUGCCCCACAUUGUGAACAGCCACUGCUUGGAGCCCGCGGGGCAGAGCACCAUCACCUCCUCGACAUUCCUGAGCCCGCAGUGCUCCCCGCAGCACUCUCCCCUGGGGGCUGCAAAGAGCCCCCAGCACAUCAGCCUGCCACCGUCCCCCAACAGCCACUACCUGCUCCCGGUGUCCCCCGAGGGCCGCAGCGGGUCCCCCCCGGGCAGCAGCUGCCUCCGCACGGCGCCGCAGAUGACGCGAAGUCAGCAGAUGGACGAGCUCCUGGACGUGCUGAUUGAGAGUGGAGAAAUUCCAGCCAAUGCCAAGGAAGAUCGGUCCUGCCUGCAGAAAGUGCCGCAGAUAAUGGUGUCACCGGGGAGCUCGGGUGGCCCUGUCCCCAAGGGCUCCGCCCCGUUCGAGCCGGUGUCCUCGGCCCCGCUGCCCUUCGAGCACUGCCCGGGCAGCAGCGACGCUCACCUGGAGGUGCUGCUCAACGCCCACAGCCCCCUGGGCAGGGUCAGCGAGAUGGCCCUGCUGAAGCUGGGGGGAGAGGAGCCCCACUUCGAGGGCAUGAUGGAGGGCUUCUCCGGCAAAGCCGCGGACGAACUGCUCAACUCCCAGGAGAUUUUACAGACUCCCCUGUCGCCCAUGGACACCCAGCUGUCCCCUUCCCCUGCCGAAAGCUCUGCUUUACAAAUGAGUUUCACCGAGUCUCCGUGGGAAACAAUGGAGUGGCUGGACCUCACCCCCCCCAGCUCGGCCACCGGCUUCAGCUCGCUCACCCCCGCGGGCCCCAGCAUCUUCAACAUCGAUUUCCUGGAUGUUGCUGACCUCAACCUGAACACCAGCAUGGACCUGCACCUGCAGCAGUGGUGAAGGGACGUGCUGGGGCAGGGUGCUGUGAGCCUGCAGCAGGCAGCACAGUGCUCCUGUCGUGCCACAGAACACACAGGGCUAAUGUGCCUCAUCCAGGGGAAACUGGAGUCAUUUUCCCAUCAUAUGGACUUGUAUGAAUUUCCAGUCACUGAAAAUUGACAGCACAACUCUGGUACUUUGGUUUUCCUCCACUGACACAACCCCACAGAGGACACCAGUGCCUGAAACAACACUUCCUUUGAUUGACAAGAACUUCCAUUUUCUUUCUUUAAUCUUUCCCCCCCAGUUUUAGCAGUCACUCUUGUGAGAACUGGAGCAGCUCAUGACAAGACUGUGUGGUGAGGUGACCUCACCUGGGUGGCAACAGGAAAUCAUGGAGAGGGAAGCCCACUGUUACCCUCUCCUCUCCUCUCCUCUCCUCUCCUCUCCUCUCCUCUCCUCUCCUCUCCUCUCCUCUCCUCUCCUCUCCUCUCCUCUCCUCUCCUCUCCUCUCCUCUCCU